Molecule: messenger RNA, 810 nt
Organism: Lutra lutra (Eurasian river otter)
Lineage: Eukaryota; Metazoa; Chordata; Mammalia; Carnivora; Mustelidae
Product: inositol 1,4,5-triphosphate receptor associated 2-like
Exons: 3
Coding region: 34-810 (258 amino acids)
Cellular component (GO): endoplasmic reticulum membrane
Source: RefSeq, a predicted model, not a curated record
AGACGGUUCUUAGAGUGCUGCCACUUCACCUGCAUGAUUGGAGGAAGAUCAACAAUGGCCGCUGUGAGGAAGGUCACUGACAAGCGGCAUAACCCAGUGGAAAGCAUCUGUAGAAAAAUCAGAGCCAUCCAAAAGAGAGAAGACAUUUCAGAUCCAGUUCGACAGAUUCUCAAAUACCAGUCGAGCAAUUUUGAUAGUCCGCAGAUUAACACUGAGGAAGAUAUUGAAGAGGUUCUGAAGAACAUGGCGACCACUCCUAUUCCCUCGCCCAACACUUUCUUCUCAAGUACCUCGAGAGACAAUGCCAUCAUUACAUCUCCUCAAAUAAGGUCUCCAAGAACCCCAUCCAUUUCUCAUCUCUGCUCUCCCGAGAAUGCCACAUAUCCUGUUCCUCUCACAAGUUCUGAACACCUCUCAAGGCCAAGACCUGAGAGCUGUCAGAAUUCUACAUCCUGGGCAUCACAGACCAGGAAAGGGGAGCACUUCUCUACCAAGGAUUUGAAUAACCAUUGUGAAAAUCAUUUUAAUGCCUUAACACUUGACUUUGAUUCAACCUCUGAUAAAAACUCUGAAUGUCUUACUCCUCAGGAAUCAGUGGUGAAAAAAUUAUCUCUAAAUGAAGCUGGUUCAGUAGGAGUUGCCAAAAUAAUAGAUUAUCUGAGACAAGAAAGUAGUCAAAAUUAUGAAGAUAGUGGACUUGAGAAGCUAUGGAACAUACUUGAUCCUAAAAAGGGAGACCUGCAUGUGGACCUGGAAAUUUUUCAUGCCAUCAUGAAAGAAUGGAUGGCUUGCUGUAGAAUCAAAUGGUAA